Stomoxys calcitrans (stable fly) is the source of this 2044-nucleotide messenger RNA. RefSeq names its product chitooligosaccharidolytic beta-N-acetylglucosaminidase (gene Hexo1). Gene Ontology annotation, cellular component: membrane. Gene Ontology annotation, molecular function: beta-N-acetylhexosaminidase activity. Gene Ontology annotation, biological process: ganglioside catabolic process; carbohydrate metabolic process; glycosaminoglycan metabolic process. The transcript has 3 exons. Bases 12 to 1850 code for a protein of 612 amino acids. NCBI's taxonomy places the organism in Eukaryota, Metazoa, Arthropoda, Insecta, Diptera, Muscidae. The record is from RefSeq and is a predicted model, not a curated record.
CGGCUGCAACCAUGAGUCUAUUUAUAUCGCUAACCAGUCUAUUGGUGGCAACAUAUUUUGGAAUUUGCCAAGGAUCAACAGAAGACUUAAUUUAUGGCUAUGUGUGCCAACAAAGUAAAUGUGUGAAGGUUGAAUUAAGCGAAAAUAACUGGAAUACAGCAAUUAGCCUGCCGGUAUGUCGUAUGUUUUGUGGUGAUACAAUAGGCACAUUAUGGCCAAAACCCAGUGGAAAAGUUGAAGUAGAUCAUAUGCUAUUGCAUGUAAAUAUGGAAAGUAUUGACUUCCAAAUGCCUCCAAAUACCAAACAUUUCAAAUUGUGGGAAGCCAAUCGUGAACGCUUCAUGGGUUUACUCCACAAUAAGGUACCAAAUGCGGAUGUUUUCAAAAACGAAGGACAUCCUUUAAAGAUAUUUGUUGAAUUGGAGGGAAACGCUGCAGAUAAAGAAGAAGUACCUCGUCUGACUUUGGACACAGAUGAGAGUUACCGUUUGGAAAUUUCAACUUCCGAUGCCCAUGAGGUGCUUGCCAAGAUUACAGCACAAAACUAUUUUGGAGCUCGUCAUGGUCUUGAGACUCUGAGUCAAUUGAUUAUCUACGAUGAUAUCAGGCGUGAAUUGCAAAUUCUGGCAAAGGCUUCCAUUGAAGAUGAACCCUCGUUUAAAUGGCGUGGCUUACUCUUGGAUACCUCGCGAAACUUCUAUACAACCAAAGCCAUUAAAAGGACUUUGGAUGCAAUGGCUAUGGUCAAACUUAACACAUUCCAUUGGCACAUAACUGAUUCCCACAGUUUUCCAUUGGAGGUAAAAUCUCAACCGGCACUCUAUAAACUGGGAGCCUACUCCCCACGUAAGGUCUACACCCAUGAAGAAAUUGCCAAUAUUGUCGAAUAUGGUCGUGUUCGUGGCAUAAGAGUUAUGCCCGAAUUUGAUGCACCCGCCCAUGUGGGUGAGGGCUGGCAACACAAGAAUAUGACUGCUUGUUUCAAUGCUCAACCCUGGAAAGAUUAUUGUGUGGAACCGCCUUGUGGCCAAUUGGAUCCCACUGUGGAUGCCAUGUAUUCCGUUCUACAGGAUAUCUAUCGAGAAAUGUUUGAUCUGUUUAAUCCUGACGUAUUCCACAUGGGUGGUGAUGAGGUUUCUGUAAGUUGUUGGAACAGCAGCGAGCAAAUACGCAAUUGGAUGACUUCGAAACAAGGUUGGGGCUUACAGGAAAGUGAUUUUAUACGCCUAUGGGGCCAUUUUCAAACGGAAGCUUUAAAGCGAGUCGAUAAAGUUGCCAACAGUGGGGAAAAAGUUCCCAUAACUCUGUGGACAAGUCGCCUUACCGAUGUACCCUUUUUGGAUGAUUAUAUUGAUAAGGAACGCUAUAUCAUUCAAAUUUGGACCACUGGUAUGGAUCCCAAAGUAACGGAUAUAUUGAAACGAGGUUUCCGUAUUAUCGUCUCCAAUUAUGAUGCUCUCUACUUCGACUGUGGCGGUGCCGGCUGGGUAACAAAUGGUAAUAAUUGGUGUUCUCCCUAUAUAGGCUGGCAAAAAGUUUAUGAGAAUAGAAUGGAAACCAUUGCUGGCGAUUAUGUGCCACUUGUUUUGGGAGCAGAAGCAGCCAUCUGGUCUGAGCAAAUAGAUGAACAUUCUCUGGAUCAGCGUUUUUGGCCCCGUGCCAGUGCCAUGGCAGAGCGUCUGUGGUCUAAUCCAAAAGAGGGCUGGCGCCAAGCUGAAGCACGUCUCUUGGUGCACCGAGAACAUUUAGUGGAGAAUGGUAUUGCCGCUGAAGCCUUACAACCGGAAUGGUGUUUACAGAAUCAGAAUGAAUGCCCCAUUGAUGCCUAUACGAGUCAAAGGAUGUCAUAAAAAGGCGAUACUCCUCUCAUAUAUAUUUCUUGCUCGGGAUGCCAUUUGGAAUAGCAAUGAUAAUGUUUAUAUUAUAUACAGCGUACUCAGUGAACACGAAACUAGUUAAGGCCACCUCUGUAGCAUUAAACCACAUUUCGGUAAUUUAAAAAGACAAAAAUAAUAAAAAGGGAUUUAUUCAAAAUUUGCUGAUA